AUGUACAAGGCCCGCAAACGCCAAGCGACCCCCGCCACAUCGACCCGAGCGAGUACACCCGCCGAGUCUGUUGCUACCAAGAAGCAGAGGAUGGCCUCGGGGGGCGGAAGACCGGUGGGGCGCAGUCAGCAACCGACGCCCACUGCAACGUCGAGGAGGGAGAAUACGUUGGCGGACGAUACUGGAAGCGUCAGUGGCAGGCAGGAUGAAAGCGAGGCGGAGCGAGGGGACGUAAUACUUGAGGGCGAGAUGAAGGAGCAGAGGAUACUCUCGCUACAUGGGCCUCACGGUGGGAAUCUAGCUGCUGCUUGGUACGACCCGGAAGAGAGAAAGAUACAGAUAUUGGAGGAUACUAAAGACACCAUGAGUUGGGAUUUGGCAGUGCUCUUGUUGGAGCAGAUCCGACCCACCCUUGUGAUCAUGAGUAGCAAGAGCCAUACUAGUCUCAUUGAGAGGGUUGAUCUAUACCGUGAAGAGAAUGAAGCUGAGCUGCUACUCCUCCCAUCCCGCUCCUGUUACCCCAAAUCCGCCUCAAUCUCCCUCACAUCCAUCCGCCUGCCCGAUCCAUCCCGAUCCGCCAUCGCUGCCCCCGAUACUACAGAUCAAACAGAAUACGACGGAGAAGGCUUCAGCGCGAGAGGAGAGUGGAAGGAAGCUGGGGCUGGAAUGGGAGCGUACAGGCUGAAUUUGGUCAAGCUCGGAUGUUGGGUAAACGUCAAUGCGCCCUUGGCUAUUGUUGCGGCUGGAGUCCUCGUAGAGCAAGUCAAAAAGUGUCGGGCGAUGGAGAUCAUGCCAGGGGAGGAAUACUUUUCUGGUCUGGAGUUGACCGCGUUAGAGAGUAUGGAUCUUGAGAUGCAUAUGCAGAUCAACAAGGACGCGUUGACAUCUCUGGCCAUCUUUGACGUCGAGUCUCACGGUUUCAUGUACUCUGAUAAGGAGAAGCAAGCGCUGUCAAUGUUCGGCAAGCUCGACUCGACUGUCACACCCCUCGGCCGCAAACUACUCCACACCUGGCACCUCCGCCCCUUACUCAACCUCGACGAAAUCGCUCAUCGCCACGACGCUGUAGCCCUCUUCUCGGCGACAGAGAACGAGUAUGUGGUAUCGAGCCUGAGGAAGGUUAUGAAAGGGGUGAGGAACGUACCGGCUAGAGUGACCAGGUUGCAGUCUGGGAGAGGGAGUUAUGUGGAGUGGAAGUGUCUUGUGGAUGCUUUGACGGCGGCAUUGGAGAUACGGGGAAUCGUUUGUGAAUUGUCAACUUCAAGCUCGAUUCCUAUCGUCAACAAGGUUCGGCAUGUCAUCACAGACGACUUGGUCGUAUUCUGCCAAGACAUGAAUACCGUCAUUGAUUGGGAUACAUCAAGACUAGAAGGUCGAGUAGCUGUACGGCCCGGUAUCGACGAAGAGCUCGACGAGUGGAGAGAAGUGUAUGCCGGUCUUGAAGCUACCCUCAACCAAGUAGCACGAAUGAUCUCCCCGCAAGUGCCACCCGGUAUCUCCCACAGUAUCAACGUAGUCUACCUUCCCCAACUUGGGUAUUUGGCGGUGAUACAAGCAGAGACGGAGGAGACGCCCGAGAUACCCAGAUGGGAGAAUAGGUUUCAUACGGAGGAUAGGUUUUAUUACAAGACGAGAGAGAUGGAGGAUUUGGAUGAUCAUUUUGGGGAUUUGGUUACGCUCAUGAUUGGUAAAGAGAUAGAGAUCGUCCAGCGUUUGACGGAAUAUCUCAAAGGGUAUGAACCGUCCAUUCUGAGUACUGUCGAAGUCAUCGCCGAGCUUGAUUGCAUCCUAGCACUAUCCAAAGCAGCUCGAGACUACGGACUCAAACGGCCGACCAUGUCGAAUGAUCCUGUACUCAAAAUCAGGAAAGGCCGGCACAUUUUGUAUGAGAGCUUGGUACCGCAUUAUGUGGAGAAUGAUACGGUGAUAGCAGGAGGAGGGAGGGAUGAUCUAGCUAGUAUGAUGAUUAUUACGGGGGCUAAUGGAUCUGGCAAAUCGGCUUAUGGCAAGCAGGUUGCGCUGAUGGCAUUUAUGGCGCAGAUUGGAAGCUUUGUACCAGCAGAAGAAGCUGUCAUUGGUAUAUGCGACAAAAUAUUCACCCGCCUCCAAACGCGCGAAUCGUCUUCUCGCCCAGCGUCUGCAUUCAUGAUCGACCUCGGCCAAAUCUCCCAAGCGCUCCGGGGCGUGACGGAACAUUCAUUGGUGGUGAUUGACGAGUUUGGGAAGGGCACGAUACCGAGUGAUGGGGCGGGUUUGUUGGCGGGGACGAUAGAGUUUCUUUUGGGGGGAGUAUGCCCGAGGAGUGUCGUCAUGACUCAUUUUCAUGAGUUGUUUGCGAAUAAGAUCAUUAAGGAGGAAGCGUAUCCUGUGAAGUUUUGUCAUAUGAAGACGAUGGUGCUUGAGGGGACUGAUCAUUUGGAAUACUUGUACAAGCUGGUGCCGUCGAUGAAUUUGUCGUCUAAUGCGGCAGAGUGUGCGUUGAGACAUGGGAUCCCACCAAACAUUGUCGCUCGCGCGAAAACAGUCACCGACCACAUAUCCCGAUUCGAUAUCUCCUCACUCCUCGACGCGACCCUCACCCCUCAAAACCUACUCGAAGUCACAGCUUCCGAAGAGCUCGCCAAGAAGUUUCUAGUGUGGAAGAUCGAUCCGGAGGAAGGAGGGGAGGAGGGAGUGAUGGAUGUGUUGAAGGGGAUGAUUGAAGAGACUGAGAGGGUUAUGGAGAGGACAGAGACCGGGGCGCGGACGGGGGCUGAGGUGGGGAGUGAGAUUGGAUUUGGGGAUGAGACAGAGGAGGAGGGUGAUAGUGAGGAUCAGACGAUCUAG
Molecule: messenger RNA, 2826 nt
Organism: Cryptococcus wingfieldii CBS 7118
Lineage: Eukaryota; Fungi; Basidiomycota; Tremellomycetes; Tremellales; Cryptococcaceae
Product: DNA mismatch repair protein MSH5
Exons: 21
Coding region: 1-2826 (941 amino acids)
Biological process (GO): mismatch repair; chiasma assembly
Cellular component (GO): nucleus
Molecular function (GO): mismatched DNA binding; ATP-dependent DNA damage sensor activity; ATP binding
Source: RefSeq, a predicted model, not a curated record